AUGUUUCUGCAGCUGGUGUUCUAUUACCUGCUUCGUUAUGCAAAGGUGUUGAGCUGUGAACUACGGCGACAGCAGCAGCAACAACAACAACAACAACAACAACAACAACAACAGCAGCAGCAGCUGGAGGCAAAUGCAGUCAAGGUGCGCUUAAUUAACAUGCAACUGGCAAGCUACAACAACAACAAGUUAACGACAACAGCACGUCAAAGAGUGCAAUCGAAGAUAUCAAAAGAAACAAAAAUUGCCGGUAGGCAGCAGCAACAACAACAGCAACAGCAACGUCGUCGCGCUGUCUAA
Drosophila montana is the source of this 300-nucleotide messenger RNA. Its product is annotated as serum response factor homolog A-like. The record is from RefSeq and is a predicted model, not a curated record. The transcript has 2 exons. NCBI's taxonomy places the organism in Eukaryota, Metazoa, Arthropoda, Insecta, Diptera, Drosophilidae. Bases 1 to 300 code for a protein of 99 amino acids.